AUGACGUCUCCGGCCAGGAGAAAGUACAGAGUAUGCUCAGCCGAGCGAUGACGCGAACACUGCAAUUGGAUGCCAGGGCAACCGAAGGCAUCGCAAAACGACCUUGAGUCGUCGCCCAGCCAAACCGUUAUCGUUUACUUAAGUUUUAUCUUCCCCCAUCCAGAUGGCGCUCCCGGUCGUGCAUACGCUGGAGGAGUGCGCCGACUUCUCUAGGGCGGUCAAGCCCUUCAUCCCGCAGCUCUACGACCUCCCCGCAAAGCUGCUCGACGUCUUUGCGGGGCACGAGACCCUACGGCAGUUGUACACCGAGACAAACCCGGUCAUCUCUGGCUUUGCCAUCUCGGUGUUCCUAGGUGCCGUGUUUCUCGUAGUGGCUGAAAUCAACCGCAACUACUCGCAGGUCGACCGCUGCUGGAGCCUGUUGCCGACCCUGUACAUUGCGCACUUUGACGCGUGGGCGCGCCUCACGGGACUGCCCUCUCGGCGGAUCGACGCGGCACUGCUUUUCAGCACCAUUUGGAGUAUUCGCCUCACCUAUAAUUACUGGAGGAAGGGAGGUUACGGUAUCGGCCACGAGGACUACAGAUGGGAAAUCAUCCGGCAGCAGGUCCCUAAAGUUGUGUUUCACAUCUUUAACUGGACCUUCAUCUCCUUUAUCCAGAGCAUCCUGCUCUUCGCCAUUGCCGCGCCAGUCUACACCAUCCUUCUAGCGUCGACCAUUGAACCAGAUCUCAGCAGCGCCGACAUCGCGUCAGUGGCCGUCGAGCUUGGACUCAUCCUCAUCGAAUACAUUGCCGACGAGCAGCAAUGGGUCUACCAGUCGGCAAAGAAACAAUACAAGGACUCGGCCAAGGUUCCCCGGGGAUUUGAGCAGGCGGACCUCGACCGCGGCUUCGUCACGUCCGGCCUCUGGGCGUACAGCCGUCACCCCAAUUUCGCAGCCGAGCAGUCCAUUUGGUUCGUCCUCUACCAGUGGAGCUGCUACGCGAGCAAGACUCUGUACAACUGGGCGGGCGCAGGGCCGUCGUUCCUCAUCCUGCUGUUCCAGGGCUCGACGUGGCUGACGGAGCUCAUCACGGCGGGCAAGUACUCCGAGUACCGCGACUACCAAAAGAGCGUGGGCAUGUUUACGCCGAAGGGAUUGUCGCCCUACAAGGGGCCCGGGGUAAAGGUCCCCAAAGUGAUCCGGACAAGCGAGCUGGCGAAAAUGCAGGAGCAAAAGGAGAAGAAGAAGCAGAAGCAAAAGUGACUGGUAGAAAUGGAGGGCCGUGGGGAGCCGAUUCAGGGGAAAGGCCGGUUGUGAGCCCAGACGGCAUGUCGUUGGAUAAAAAAGCGAUGGAUUUGUACGGAGUACCUACUGUACUCUCGUACAUACGGAGUAUGGGUCCGGCAGUUCUUCCGUUU
This is a messenger RNA of Thermothelomyces thermophilus ATCC 42464, 1404 nucleotides long. RefSeq lists its product as uncharacterized. The record is from RefSeq and is a predicted model, not a curated record. The coding region runs from base 164 to 1249 and encodes 361 amino acids. Lineage: Eukaryota; Fungi; Ascomycota; Sordariomycetes; Sordariales; Chaetomiaceae. The transcript has 4 exons. Gene Ontology annotation, cellular component: membrane.